AUGCGCAGAUGCUUUGAGCAGCUUCCAUCCAGAAGUCAGUUGUGCAGUCAUUCAAUUGCUCCGCGUCUGUCGUUCUUCAGGGCUGGAUCGAGUCAAAAAAUCUUCUCCUCAAAGCUUCCAUCUUAUGCUCCGCCUCUUCCUGCGACUCGGAAAUCACUAUCAUAUUCCUACCCCCGAAAUCGAUCUGAAGAUGGCUCAAGUCCUCCUUCCCGGGACGUCUCCGCUCCCACCCAGGUCAGAAAUACAAGGAAGAGCAAGGUUGUUCGAAGGAAAAGGAGGCUAUCGCGAAGAGAUCCCGUGGACUGGGUCGCCGAGGUGGAGAGAUUCCUUCCGAGACACUUGAGUCAGCUAUUUGAUUUUGAACCUCGAACCAACAUCCCACCUGAGGUGAAUGUUGAGGAUGUGCUUCGAACUCUCAUUGGCGCUCGCGAUCAGGGCGAUGUUGAUGUUCUGCGCUUUAUGGCGCUCAGUCAACGCCGAUACAAGGCUGUCGUUCACCUCGCCGAAACCUUGCUGAAGGCGGUUGCACUAGCAGCUAAUGAGCCUUUCAAAGACGAACUCCCCUCCAACAUUACUUGGCCCCAUGGAUCAUUCGCGACGAGAGGCGGUGCUCCCAUUGAACUCGAGCGCACUUUGCACGUCAGCCGACGACCUCUUGGUAGUUCUCGGGAGUCCGCUGAAAGCACUUUGUCCGAGAAGAGCCAAGAUAUGACGAUGGAGCUCAUUUGGUCUCUCCUCGCCGACCUUGUUUUGGCUUCUACCAAUUGCCCCUCGGAUGAAGGGAAGCAGAUUAUGAACACUGUGCAUCAGAUCUUGGCGCUCGUUCACAAUCUAGGACUCGUCCCAGCAAGUAUCUAUACCUACUGCCUCCCACAAGGUACAACAACAGUUCAACAAUCGCCUAUCCUUCAUCUGCUGAAUUCGAGAAUCUUGUCGACGCUCUCCGAUGCUGUCUGGAAUGCCUACCAGGAGGAGAUUACCGCCGGAUCUGGCAAACCAGAGACCAGCCCCUGGAAUAUUUUUCGAGAACCUCCCCCUAGUCGCCUACGACCCAGGAGGCGAGAGCUUGGACCCGAAGUGUGGCUGGAGUUUAUUCUCUGGUGUUGCGUUGAGGCUGGAUAUGCCGCAACCGGAGCCCGAAUUGUUCGAUCAUUACAAACGGACGUAGACGGCCAUUGGCACGCUAUUCAUUGGAACGACGAUCGAGCGCCUUCAAUUGACCGGGAUCAACAGACCCGCGGACGACAACUGCAGAGCGAAUAUGAAGUCUAUCAAAAUGAACAACUUCCAGGCGCUUCUCCCCUCAGAUUCAUCAGUGCCGAAGUUGUUCUGGCCAUCGUCGACUGCCUGAUAAACAACAUUGGUGUGUCUGCUGCGGACAGCGAAGUGUCUGUCACGAAUAUCCUAAACGAUAUAAACGAGCUGAUAUCGUUUGCGGGAUCGCAUAGUCGAACGCCCGCAUAUUUCGACUAUGUGGCUGUCCGUCUACUCCAGACUGAAAGCAUGUAUAAUGUGGACAAAGCCGAUCGUCUGCGAGAGUUGGCACACACUAUCUCGCGGCUUCGGAGCCUAUGUCAUGUGGAGCAAAGCCAUCAGCAGAGUUCAGGACUUGACUUUGAUUCCAUUCUAGACCACUCCGAAGUGCAUGCUGGGAUCCUCCACCAGGCUCUGCAAGCUUGCGUCGAAGCGAAUCUUGUCACAAAAGCUGUCGACAUAUUCACCGAAAUCCAAAAGAUGGUUGACGGUAACAAGCUGGAAGCUAUUGGAGAGUUUUUGUCCCUUUCACUCGGUCCAGAAGAUGGCUUCUUUACUUCCAGGCAUGCCAAAGGUCAGAGCGAAUUUCUCAACACCUAUGGGCAGCUUCCUACCUAUAAAUUGCCUCCAUUCCUCGAUCUCGUGAGCAAUGCGAAGUUGUUUGGCGUGGGAGAUUGGCUUCUAUUUUCUGAGGACGUUGACGGAGCGCUGUUGCCUUCCUCUACCUGGGGAAAACCGUCUGUUACCGCUGCGUUAAUUCGCUAUGCGUCAGUCAAGAAUGACCCUCUGCUGGUCAAACAUAUCCUCAACCUGACCAAGCGAUCGGCCAGAAAAUUGACCGUAAACGUUCUCAGGGCUUUGGUGGUGCAUCACAUCAAUGCAUGCGACUGGACAAAUGCUGCUCUCAACCUCCGCGACCUACGGCGUGCUGAAGGUGGCGGUUACAGUCCUAAGAUCGUCGCGAGUCUCGCAGCGAAGAUUCUGAACCUAGAAGUCGAUCCGGCGACCACGCUACAAGCAGACGCUGAGUCCGAUCUUUCACAGGCUAUGCUGCUGCUCUGCAAUAUUCUCGACGGUAUUUAUGACUCGCCACCCGCGGGCUUCAGGAUUGAUCAAAAGAAGACCUUCAGACAACAAGUGGGAUACCUCCUGCGCCUCUUGGAAAACGUGACGGACAGCGAAAUUGGGGACGCUGCCACUCGGUUCAAACCGAGAUUCCCUGUCAGCAACGAGCCAAACCUUGCGACAGAUACGUUCAAUGUUCUAUUCGCUGCAAUCGUCGAAACUAAAGGUGUACUGGAGGGGCGCGACAUCUGGUACUUAUUCUGCAAAGAUCCGAGGAAUUAUGCUACCUCGUCACUUCUACUGGUCAACGGCCACGACCCUGCCUCUGAAAACUACGCCACAGUAAAGGACGAAGGUGAAUUUUUCGACGGGAAAGAAGAUGAUGUACCGAAUGAGCUAGGCGGCGUUGGCAAACAUGGCGAAGAUAAUUUUAGCUUGAGAAUGAGGGCAUUCGAUCUUCCGAUCUCCGAAGCCAUCCAGGAUGCAGGGGCUCGAACUCCCGUAGCUUUGCCCGUCUCGCUCAACCUAAAUGCUGCAUUCCCACACGAAGAGUUGGACUCAACCGACGACCAAUUUUACAAUACCUCCGACCAGGGGAACGAAGACACGGAAGUUCCUAUCGAGAUGGUGGACAUAGGCGUGGUUUCGACACAGCCGCAUCUGAAUCCAAUUGUCGUCCCCAAUAUGCGCACCUUGCAGAUCCUAGUCAGAGGAGCCUUAUCUGAAAUACAAGCCAGAAAAGAGGGCAGAAGAAGUCAUCGUGACCUUGAUGCAGUCCUCAAAUGGGCGGAAAAAUUCUAUGGAGUAUUCAACCUGGCGCGUGAGGAUAUCGAAACAGAAUUCCGCGCUUCCGAAUCCUUGCCGAAGAAUAUGAGAAUUGCUACGAGGCAUCCCCGAGCAGCAUUUAGGUCGUCGUCACGCGAGAAGUCCAAAGUUGGCGUUGGCAAGCACUUUACCAAGGGAGUCUUUGUUCCUAGACGUCCUGGCACUCGAGAAUCAGGGCGGGAGACAACCUCGGUCAAUGGAGCCGAUGAUGGGGCAGAAGUCGCCGCCGUGCAUGAAACGAAGGAGAGAGAGGUUGAAGGUGAAAAUACACAGGUUGGACUGGCGGCUAUACCGAGUUUCAAGCUCCGGAAGUUUGCAACCUCCGUUCGGCACGCGUAG
Molecule: messenger RNA, 3483 nt
Organism: Fonsecaea multimorphosa CBS 102226
Lineage: Eukaryota; Fungi; Ascomycota; Eurotiomycetes; Chaetothyriales; Herpotrichiellaceae
Exons: 1
Coding region: 1-3483 (1160 amino acids)
Source: RefSeq, a predicted model, not a curated record